CUUGCGGGGUUUCCCAUCUUGUACCGCCUUCUUCUUCUUUCCCUUCUCAGCAAACCCUAAGCUCAUCGAGCUUUUCCAUAUGGUAUCAGAGCUGGACCAGAUCCAAUAAUUCACGAUGGCAAACACACCACAACCACCUACCCAUGGUGGAAUUCCGCUCAGCAGUGGAUCUAUCCCCUUCGGCUCCUUCGAUGCAUAGUCAAGUGGGACGACUAACAACAACGACAAUGGACGCGGAGAUCUUCAAUUUGGUAACCCCUUUUACAUAAAUCCAAAUGAGAACAUCUCCCAGUCGAUUGUUUCUGAGAAUCUAGAUGGUCCAAACUAUCAAAUGUGGCAACGAGCUAUUCAUAUGGCUUUGAAGACAAAGCACAAGAUAGAGUUUAUUCAUGGUACUAUUCCUAUGCCUGCUACUGGAGAUCCUAACUAUGGAUUAUGGGAUGCCUCUAAUACGUUAGUCUUAUGAUGGAUUCUUAACUCAAUUGAAAAAGAAAUUAGGCGAAGUGUGAUGAAGCAUGAGAAUGCCAGAGUUCUUUGGGAAGAAUUGAAGAGGAGGUUUGGCCUUCUAAAUGCUAUUAAAUUAGCUAAUCUCCAAGAGCAGAUCAUUACUUGUAAGCAAGGUUCGCUGAACAUCACUCAGUAUUAUACUACGUUCAAGGGUUUGUGGGAAGAGAACCUUCGAUUCAAUCCCAUUCUUGAAUGUGAUUGUGUGGCCCAACGAACUCGCCCAUGUGCAGCUAUGGAGGUAUUCAAACAGAAGCAAGAAGAAGAGUAUCUGAUUCGUUUCCUAAAAGGGUUAAGACCUGAAUAUGUGUUGUGCACACCCAACUGUUGAUGAUGAAGCCACUACCCAUAGUGGAUAAUGCAGCGAAUGACUUACUGCAACAUGAGCAGAAAAUCAAAGGUGACAAGGCUGGAGUAACAAGGGGUGUCCAAACUGUUUCCCUUGCUAUACAAGGCAACUCAGACAGUCAGCAAAAAUCUGGAGAAGCAUCAGAUGUAAAAUUUUUUGCCGAUACUACAAGAAAGAAAACCACAACAUUGAAGACUGCUAUAGUUUGAAAUGUAAAAAAGUUCGAAUGGCAGGUGGAAAUGUGGUUGCAGCUGUUUCACAGAGUGAUUCUUCCACCGAUAGUGACACUGCCAGUUCAGAUACUAAACUCAGUAUUGAUACCAGGAACUCUAGUGGCAGCUUUGGUUUAUCUUCAAAGGAACUGAACAAGCUUAAGUUCCUUCUGAUUUCAGUCUCCUCUUCUCCUAGUCCUUCUCCACCAGCAUCACCAUCACUAAAUCAUCAUGCUUUCUCAGUAGCACAACACAUUCCUCAUUUUCCCAACUGUGUUGGUAAGUACAUUCUUUCUUCUCACUUAGAGCACCACACAAAUGGGUUGGUAGGCAUAUGGAUACUUGAUACUCGUGCUUCUGACCAUAUAGCCUGCAACCUAGACCUUUUCAUUGAAUCCAACCCUGUUUAAAACCACUUUGUGUUCUUGCCUAAUGGCACAAAGGUAGUUGUGAGUCACAUAGGGAGAGUCAAAUUACGUACUGGCCUGAUCCUAGAUAAUGUCCUCCUAGUGCCUAGAUUUUCUUUCAGUCUAGUUUCUAUUAGUAAACUGACAAAUGACUUGCCUAUUUCCUUACACUUUGAAUCUGACUCUUGCCAAAUUCAGGACCUCAUGACCCACAACUGGACUGGUUUGGCAAAAAAAAAUUAGAGGACUCUAUCAAUUAAACUUCAAGACCUCUUCACCUUCUCAAACACAACCCUAGGCAGCAGCCACUUACAACUUCACACGACAAAACAUUGAUCUAUGACACUGGAGGCUAGGACAUCUUCAUAGAUAGAAAGAAAAACUAUUAGUAACUUGUUAUAGGAUAUCUGCUUUUCACUGUGAAACUUGUCACUUGCCAAACACAAAUGACUCCCCUUUCCUGUUAGUUCUUCUCAUGCACAGGAUGCUUUUUCCCUUAUUCAUGGGGACAUCUAGGGGCCCCUUGCCGUUAAAUCCCAUGAAGGAUAUUCUUUCUUUCUCACUAUUGUUGAUGAUUACUCACAAGGUGUUUGGACCUAUUUAAUAAAGCACAAGUCAGAGGCUAGUAAACUGCUAGUCAUUCUGUGUAAUGGUGUCUAAGCAGUUUUCUAAACCUGUCAAGGUUAUUAGAAGUGAUCAGGAAAGUGAAUUUCAUAUGGUUGAGUUUUAUGCUGCUCAUGGGAUUGAACAUCAGUUAUCUUGUGUUGAAACCCCUUAGCAAAAUGGUAGGGUUGAGAGAAAACAUCAGCACAUGUUGAAUUCUGGAGUGGUCGUGUUUUACACGUUGUCUAUCUCAUUAAAAGAAUCCCCACUUCUGCCUUUGACAAUAAAUCACCCUAUAAACUUCUUUGCCACAAACCACCAAGUCUCUCUGGCCUAAGAGUUUUUGGUUGCCUCUGUUAUGCUACUACCUUACAUAGGGACAAAACUAAAUUUGACAGUCGAGUCAAACAAUUCCUUCUGGGAUUAAAGGAUUUAAAAUUUA
This is a messenger RNA of Linum trigynum, 2517 nucleotides long. The record is from the annotation of a GenBank genome assembly. Lineage: Eukaryota; Viridiplantae; Streptophyta; Magnoliopsida; Malpighiales; Linaceae.